AAAUUCUGUACAUGUAAAAAGCAUUGCGCAUAUUUUGUUACAAUUUUGAUGAUUACUCGUAUCAAGAUACUGCAAGCAGUUUUAACAGGUUUUAUAUAAUUUAGUCAGCAGAAGCUUCACGUCUUUAAUUGAAAAGUGGUCCGCCAAACUCAGUAGCAUCUUUUGUGCUCUCCGAAAUUGAAUUUACUGUCAUAGCGUUUAUCGCGAUACGUUGACAAAACGCAAGGCAGCCAUUUGGAAAUUUAGCGCUACUGUUAUAUUUACCUUACACGAGGUGAUUUUCAUUGUAAGACUUUGAGUUUUCUUCCCCCGCAGCUGUGAAAGCGCUCGCCGUAUUGAUUCCACUUCAUCUCCUCUAGAAGCCUAAUCAUAUGGGCUCCUGUCGUUCAAAAAUGGCUACGGAUCAACAGGCUUCAGGUCCAAACACAGAGGAACAGAAUGCGAACACGGCUCCAGGACCUCAAAAGAAGGUACAGAAAAAAUAAAAUUAGUAGAACGGCUAUGCCGGUACACUCGAUGGAAUAGAUUUAAUGGUAAAAGAUGAUUGCUUCAGUCAAUUAUACAAGAGUAACCUAAUUACUGACUCAAAAGUUCUUCUUCGAGGCUGGGUUGUUCGAAUCCAACGCAAGAGAGGAUUUUCUUUUGCCCAGGGUUUGUGUUUACUUGAUUUGUAGAAGUAUUCAAGAAUUAUUCAAAGAGAAAACAGUAAUGAAGAAGUCCUCGAUUUUAUCUCGGCACUUGUGUCUUGCUGAUGUCGAACCUAUGGCGGCUUCGUUUUCAUUACGCGUUACAAAAUUUUUCUAAGCAGUUGUUGUGUUUGUCAGAACGAGCCAGUUGUUAAAGAUUCUUGUUAAUAAAUUUGCUGUUUACUGUAGCGGUGUGGAAAUGUGAUCGAUGAACUUAAGAUUGAGGUCCGUAGAUUAGGUUGCAGAGCGACUUAAUCUCUUAUCUGUUGAGGAAAAGGGAGAUUUUUUUUUAAUAGCUCAGUGCUUUAGGUGGUAGAUUCUAUCUUACGAUUGGUGUCAACAGUGGAAUUGAUCUUUCCCGCGAAACUAGGCGAGCGGAAUCAUUUCGUUGAGUUCCUGAGUAAUUUCUUAGUCAGUUAUGAUUCGGUAAUCUUGCCUUUCCUUCUCCAUGUAAGGUUAUCAACAGGUCAUAUAUUUUUUUAGUUGCUUUCGGUCCAAUUCUCCUGUUCCGGUCAUUUGGCCAAGAAUAAAUUGAUAUUACGUUGAUUACGCCAAUGGAAUGUUUUAGUGUUUCUUAUGGUGUGUAUAGUUGUGUAUAACCUCUACGUUAAAAAUACCAACUCGACAUAUCGGUGAGAGUGAUAUGUUUAGAUACCGUUUCCACCUCCAUUAGCUAUGGAAUCAGCAUUAAAAACACCUUGACAUUUCUUUAGCAUUAUGGUGCAAAGAUCGCAGUUGCAAUUCAUCGCUUUAACCGCGGGACCAAUAAUAUUCGUGAACUGUUUAGGCAACCAGUUCUCCUUGUAAAAGAUACUCCUACGUAUACUGAAACAGUAAUAAUCGCCGCACUUUGUAAUAAAAUUGUCAGACUUGGGAGAUCACUAGUGCUGUCACUAUUGCAACAGCUUUUUUAGUACAAAGUGCGAUGGUCUGCUAUUACAAAAUGCGACAGCUUUUGCUAUUACAAAGUUCGACAGUAAAUGUUAAUCAAUGUUCAUACAACAAGGUCGAAAGCGGGUAAGGAAAACGAUGCUUUGAGCGAGCCGGAUUGGCGGAAAACCAACACCUUUCGAAUUCGAGAAAUUAACAUGUCAUUUCGCGUUGUUGAGAUUUUCAGACCAUGAAAAUUGAAUUAUUCAGUGCGUCAUUCAUAAGUAUUACCGGGUUCUUACUGCGCACUUUAAGGUAAUCGUUUGUCUCACAUGUCAACACAUUUAUAGGAUGAUCCGUCCUUGAUCGAUGCCUACGAUGGUAAUAUUUAUUUCGAGACAACUGACGAUUUCUAUAUGGUAUAGUUCUUUCUUAGUCUAAGAGGGCCAAUUCAGUAGAUUUAGCUAGUUAAACAUAUUGAAGUUUUGCAGUGACAUUGGCUAAGAUGUGUAUGUGUAAGUUCGUCUAAGUUACAAUCUACUGAUAAGGCCCCGUGAAAACUGAAGCAACCGACCCAAACAUCGUUAGUAAACUAUAACUGAAAAAUAAACUGAAAAAAAAAACUUUUUACCAAAACCAAUAAAUAGAACAUACAUGACAAUAACUUCGUUAUCUUUAUUUAAUCGUUUCUGGUUUCGUUUUAUUUAUUAUAGAUAAAAUUCAAAUAUUUUCGUUACGGUAAUUACUAGAUUUCUCGUUAUCUUUUCGGACACAUGCACCAAGGCUUUUCAUGUCUGUUUUCUCUCCAUUAGUCCUGAACUCUUUCAAAAUUCCUGCCGAUGAUUUUUUUGUAAGCUUCUGCAAGUGUCUACUUUCACAUUAGGCGAAAGUCCUCGGCAAGCAUCAGUCAAAGGACCUGUUGAAUUGACAGAGAUGUUAUUUUUGUUAAGUGCGUGACGUCAAGUCACGUUAUCGCAAGGUCUGUUUUCCUCAAAAAGUGUAUCUUUUUCUUACUAUUCCUGUGGCUGACUGUUCACAAAUGUUUUUCUCAAUUGAAUAAUCAAUAGACAUUUUAGCCAAAACACCGGUGUUUGUGAGUGCCUCUGUGGUGGACAUUUAAUUAAAACUGGGCACAUUUAAUAAGUUUACCACCAUAUUUGGUGUUAAAGAUUGGACAGAUUUUAAAAUAUAUUCCAUAUAAUUACUAUCGCAUCAGUUUCCUUCAUCUAGUCAGACAUCGCGAGGCAUUCAGAGAUCUGUUGCGAAAUAUCUGUCCAACAAUGGCUUCAAAUCCACAAAAUAAGGUAGCAAAGUAACACUAACUUAAGUUUUGACAUUUGUCUCACAAAAGAAAGCUACAAGUCGGUUUUUCGGGAUCGGUUUGCCGCCUAAGUAACAGCUCAAGUCCUAAUUUCCUCAUCUAGUCGAAUAGGGAAGUUUUUCACAAAUCUAAAGCAAUGGAUUGUACCUGUUUCAUAUUUGGUCAUUUUGCAAUUGUUUUUGAAAAGUUAAUAUACGUUUAUUUUAUUCGAAAUUUUAGUAAAACUCACCAACUUUUGGUUACAAAUAGCGAGGGAGUUAAUUUGUUUUGUUUUGUUAUUAACUGAAUGCAAAUCUACGUUGUCACGACAUUAUUCAGGGAAUGCCAUGAAAAGCGUUCGAUGCGGAAUUGCUGGGUAGUUUACGUAGCCAAGUAAUUAUCUCUUCCUGCCCAAGGAAUCCAUUUAUAUAGCCUUGUGCCUUUCAUGCCUCGCUAUAGACCUCGGUGUCUCUUCGAUUCAGUGGAUAAAAAUAUGAUUAUGGCCUGACGUGAUCGAUCAAUUUUGCAUGGGUGCCUCCAGAUUGAAAAAUUUAGAAAAUUUUUUAGCGAUUUAUUUUGCUAGUUCCUAUCUUUUGAGGUCCUCAUGAGUGGUAAUCGGUACAACAAAAUGUAUUAGUUAUUUUGGUAAACAGAGACGCUCGGUUUCAUUUCUUAUCAUCUUUGUGAUCACUAGAAUCAGACUGUUUGAAGGUUCAAUGAUCCGUAACAUAUGGGGAUCAUGCGUAUUUAAGUGUUUAAAAACUGUCUGCCUUAGCGAUCGGAGUCAUUGAAUCAGAGCGGCAGGAGAUGCCUCAUCGAAAAUAUCUCAGCCCAUUUUUUUUCACAGUCCACAAUUAUUACAGCAGAGAGUCCACAUUUUUGCAGAAUGCAACUUUCGUAGUGAAAAUCACAAAUAUGGGAAUUUGUGUAUUUUGCUAUUUAAAUCUCUCUGAUGGGUAACUACGCUACUCCACAAUUCAAGCAUAAACAUAAUUUUGUGGAAUCCAGGAAUACAUUCGGCUUAAAUAUGUAUCCCAUGUCAACGUAUGAUUAAAAACGUCCUAAACAAGAAACAAUGCAAUCAAAUCACUUUGAAAUUAUCUCCUGCUUCCCGUUGGGUGCAUCCGUUCCUUAAAAAUUGCAGAGCGAAAUGUCUUAAUGCAUGUUGCAUUAGCAAUUAAUUAUAAAUAUUCUUAAAAGAUACAAUAUAUUGUUUUACAGGAUGGCAGUCAAACUAUCGUCCAAGAUAAGACCAUGAAACUGGGAGACGACAUUAACCUGGCUGAACAAAAUGAUGUCAAGCUUGAUCCAAAUCUCGAAAAAAACGAAUAUCCUGAUUUAUCUGGAGCGCACUCACUGAUGGCUAAAUACCUCACGAGGGAGAUUUUCGAGAAGCUGAAGGACAAAAAGACUUCCACUGGUUUUACCAUCGCUCGAGCUGUGAACACCGGAGUGUUAAACAAGGAGAAGUCAUUGACUGGUUGCCAUGCCGGAGAUGUUGAUUCUUACACCAUAUUUGGAGAGUUCUUCGAUCCCCUCAUUGAGGAGUAUCACCGCGGGUUCAAGCCUUCCGACAAUCACGUGACUGAUAUGGACCACACUCAUCUGAAAGGCAACAUCACCGACCCAUCCAAGAUCAUAUCCACAAGAAUCAGGGUGGCAAGAAAUAUUUCUGGCUUCAAUCUGGCUCCUGGACAGAAUUCCAAAGAGGAAAAGCUGCAAAUAGAAGCUUUGAUGCUGCAAGUGUUUGCCGAGCUGAAAGAUGAUUUGGCCGGGCAUUAUUACUCACUGGUCAAAAUUAGCGAGGAGGAGAGACAGGAACUUGUCAGGGAGCACUUGUUAUUCAAGGGCAAUGACAAGAUGCAAGCUGACAGCGGAUACCAUCGAUGGUGGCCACAUGGACGUGGAAUCUACCUGAAUCAUAAGAAGACCUUCGCUGUGUGGCUGAAUGAGGGGGACCAUAUCCGUGUCAUUUCCAUUCAGCAAGGUGGUGACGUGUCCUCUGUAUUUACAACACUAGUCAAAGGGGUAAAUACAAUCGAGAAUCUCCUUAUGAAGUUAGACAACAGGAGCUUUCAAACAACAGAUCACCUUGGCAUGAUCACAUGCUGCCCAACAAAUCUCGGAACUGGUCUGAGAGGCGGAGUGUUAAUUCAACUACAGAAAGUUGUGGAGAAGAUGGGUGAAGAGGGCCUGAAGAAAUGGUCUCAUGAAAACCAUCUUCAGGUGAGAGGUCUGUACGGAGAGCACUCCGACACCACAAGUGCUAUCUAUGACAUCUCCAACAAGUACAGGCUUGGCUACUCAGAGGUCCAGCUCGUUCAGUUUGUGAUUGAUGGUGUCAACCAGCUGAUAGAAAUGGAAUAUCAGUAAGCUGUGAACUUGUCCUCCUUUCAACUACUUUGAUUAAGUUUAUUAAGAGUGUGGUGCUAGCAAAAUGAACCAGAACUGUUAGGAGAGAUUUGUUUCACUAGAGUGUUAGAAAACCAUUUGUUGUUUUCCUAAGAAUUAUAAGGCUGACAAGAACGGAGUUUUGGAUCAAUUCAUAAUUUUGUCAUUGCAAGGUUCCAUGAUGUUUCUGAGAUAUUUGUAGGCCCUUGGGCUUUCCAACAAUUGUCCUGAUUUUCAUUCUGGUGCCUUGGUAAUUGUGUGGUAUUAGGUCAGGCCAACGUGUGUAUACUGUGUGUUACGUUACUUAUGUCAGUCAUUUGAUGUAGGGUAAACAAUCGCGUGUUACUAAAAUAAAUGCGUAAUCUUGCAAUUUUCACUGCACGACCAUUUAGUCCGCCACUCGUGAACACGUAGAAGAAAGUAAAAUAUGAAAUAGCCGCCAACAACUUCACAAUUUAUCGGUUCAUCGGUAAAAUCGAGAGAGACCUUGGACCUUUCGGUUUUUCCGUGUAAAUUUUGUCUCCCAACUCCCCUAGGGGAGGGUAAGACUUUUGCCCAUGUGUAUAUUUGAUAGAGUACAACGUUUGUGGCCUUUUCAUCGUAUUUAUGAACCAGUCUUAAGAUCGCAAAAUG
Pocillopora meandrina is the source of this 5880-nucleotide messenger RNA. Lineage: Eukaryota; Metazoa; Cnidaria; Anthozoa; Scleractinia; Pocilloporidae. The record is from the annotation of a GenBank genome assembly.